UGGUCGGGAGGCAUCCUGACUUACACUGAGAUUGUUUUUCCUAGAUAUGUCAGCUUACAAAGGACAUCUCUCUCCUCUAAAGAACUUAUCCCCCAAAAUGUCCUUUCCCAGUAGCUCUCCUGCGGCAAACACAUUUUUAGUGGACUCUUUAAUUGGUGCUUGCAGGACGGACAGCUUUUACUCCAGCAGCAACAUGUACAUGCCGUCUGGCUCAGAAAUGGGAACUUACGGAAUGCAAACCUGUGGACUCCUGCCGUCUUUCGGCAAAAGAGGGGAGGUCAACCACCAAAAUAUGGGCAUGAAUGUCCACUCGUACAUACCUCAAAUAGAUAACUGGACUGAUCCGAAUAGACCCUGCAGAAUAGAGUCGUCCAGUCAGAUGUCAAACUGUACAUUUUCACAGAGCAUAAAGGAAGAGAGUAACUGCUGCAUGUACUCCGAUAAGAGAGUACAGAAAGUCAGCUCGUCAGAGGUCCCCGCAUAUUCAAACGUUAUUCCCGAGUCUUGUCCAGUCGAUGGUCCCGAGAUCCCGGUUCCGGGCUAUUUCAGACUGAGCCAAACUUAUGCGAACGGGAAACAUCAGGAACACUACUGCCAUGAGCCGCCGAGUCCAAACCCAACACUGCUGCAACUCAGCCGGGUCACCCCGAAACCGCAGUCCUCAUCGGCGUCUUCUAAUUUCGCAGAGGUGGGAAAGAAAAGCGAGGACGUCCCGCAAAACCCCGAGACGUCAAGGACACCGGCCCCAGAAAGCCCGGAUCCCAAAUACAGCUCGGGGGAGAAGAUCUGCUCCACGGAAGACAGUGUAUCCAGUCCUGAGCAGCUGCAGAAGGAAGGGAAAGUUUGCAAGAACGACACGCCGACGAGCAACUGGUUGACUGCAAAGAGUGGGAGAAAGAAAAGGUGUCCCUACACAAAGCACCAGACCUUGGAGUUGGAGAAAGAAUUUCUGUUCAAUAUGUAUCUGACCCGAGAGCGCCGCCUAGAGAUCAGCAGGAGCGUCAACCUGACCGACAGGCAGGUCAAGAUCUGGUUUCAGAACCGCAGGAUGAAACUGAAGAAAAUGAGCAGGGAAAACCGCAUCCGUGAACUGACCUCAAAUCUCACCUUUUCGUGA
Micropterus dolomieu (smallmouth bass) is the source of this 1117-nucleotide messenger RNA. It is a transcript of the gene hoxd10a, whose product is annotated as homeobox D10a. Gene Ontology annotation, biological process: regulation of transcription by RNA polymerase II. The record is from RefSeq and is a predicted model, not a curated record. NCBI's taxonomy places the organism in Eukaryota, Metazoa, Chordata, Actinopteri, Centrarchiformes, Centrarchidae. Gene Ontology annotation, cellular component: nucleus. Gene Ontology annotation, molecular function: DNA-binding transcription factor activity, RNA polymerase II-specific; RNA polymerase II cis-regulatory region sequence-specific DNA binding.